GUCCAUUCCUGUUCCAGUCCUCCAGGAGUAAAGAUGGGCUGUAGACGCACAGACUGCCUCUCUCGGCCUCUGUCGAACCUUUUUGAAAAACUUGGCUCCACAGUUGGCUCCUAUCCGCUUUAUUUCUUCGUCAUUCCUGUCUUAAUCACAGCGUCUCUUAGUGGGGGGUUUGUUUUUCUCAAAGACAGAGAAGACAAUGAUCUUGAGCGCCAGUUUACCCCCAAGAAAGGGCCCUCAAAGGCAACGAGGGCUUUUGUCAGGGAGAACUUUCCGUACAAUACCUCCAUGUUUUCUGAGAACCGCUUGUACGACAAGGGGAACUUUGCAUCCCUCAUUGCUGUCUCAAAGAACAGCAACAAUAUUUUGGAAAGCCCCGCCUUUGAGGACAUCGUCAGACUAAACGAGAAGAUCCUGGACAUUUCUGUGGACAGAAAGGGGCUGGGAUUCAGCCAGGUGUGUGCCAUAGCCAAUGGAAAGUGCUUCUCAAACAUCAUCCUGGAACUCAUCGGUGGCAAUGAAACCGGCAUCACCUACCCAGAACACAAUCACCGGUCCGGUUUAGUCUUCCUGGGCUCUGCUCUUGGUGGAGUGGUAACAGAUGCUAACAGCACCAUCCAGAGGGCUCGAGCUGUGAAGCUCUACUACUAUUUAAACAGCCAAGAAACUGCAGCCGAGGCCUCGAAGUUAUGGCUGAGAGAAUUUAAAGCUCUGCUGUCGGACGAGAUGGACAGGAAAAACAUUGACGUCUCUUACUACACCUCUAAAUCCAAGCAGGAGGAGAUCGACAGCCACACCGUAGAUGGAUUCCCUUUAUUCCUCAUCACUUACGCCUGCGCUAUAAGCUUGUCUGUGAUAUCCUGCCUGAGAUCGGACCAUGUCAGGAACAAAAUGUGGGUGGCUGUUUUCGGCGUUUUAACCUCUGGGCUGGCAGUCGUCUCCUCUUUCGGCUUGCUGCUUUACAUCGGAGUGCCGUUUGUCAUAACUGUGGCCAACUCUCCUUUUUUAAUACUCGGAAUUGGCCUGAACAACAUGUUCAUCAUGGUGUCCGACUGGCAGCACACCCACGUGAACGACCCCGUACCGAAGCGGAUGGGUCACACCUACAAAGAAGCGGUGAUGUCCAUCACCAUCACCGCCUUGACGGACGUCCCCAAGUUCUUCAUUGGCGUCAUGUCCGACUUCCCGUCAGUGCAGUCCUUCUGUCUGUACACCGCCACCUCCAUCAUAUUCUGCUACGUCUACACCAUCACCUUCUUCGGCGCCUUCAUGGCUUUAAACGGCAGGCGAGAGGCUAGCAACCGGCACUGGCUAACCUGCAUGAAAGUACCAUCACAGAAGUCAGCGAACCAAACGGAGAUGUACAACAUCUGCUGCGUGGGAGGCAGCUACGAUAAGUUCACAGGAGCGGAGAAAAAACAACCAGCGAGUAAUUUCUUUAAGGAUUACUACGGACCUUGUUUGAUGAAACCGUGGGUUAAAGGCGUGGUAGUCUUUGUUUAUCUGGCGUAUUUAGCUUUAAGCGUGUUUGGAUGUUGCCAUAUGCAGCAGGGAAUUGAACUUUAUGAUCUGGCAGCUGAUGACUCUCAUGUUACGAAAUUCAACAUUAAAGACAGGCAGUAUUUUUAUGAUUAUGGCCCAUCUGUCAUGGUCAUUGUAAAAGGGAAAUUGGCGUACUGGGAUAAGGAUAAAAGAUCUCAACUUCAGGCAUGUAUAGAAGACUUUAAAGAGCUCCACUUCAUUGAUAGAGACGUCUACACAUCUUGGUUGGACUCUUACUUGUCUUAUGGUCAAGAGAAACAUCUAAACCUUGAUGAUAAGAAUGUUUUUCUCUCAAAUCUGCCUCCAUUUUUUGAUUUAUAUCCAUUUUUUAAGCAAGAUGUGAACCAGACCGGAGAUGCCAUCCAUGCGUCCCGGUUUUUCAUCCAAACUGUGAAUAUUACCAAAGCCAACGAGGAAAUUGAAAUGCUCAAAAUCCUCAAAUCUACUGUAGGCAGAUGCCAGGCAGCGUCUUUAUUGGUCUACAACCAUGAGUUCAUCUACUUUGACCAGUACGACGUUGUGGUGAAGAGCACCAUUAAAAACGUCGGGGUUAUCACGGCUGUGAUGUUGGUCGUCUCUCUCCUGCUGAUUCCCAACCCGGUCUGCUCCUUGUUGGUCACUUGUUCGAUCGGUUCAGUCACUGCUGGGGUCAAUGGGUUCAUGGCUCUUUGGGACAUCAGUCUGGACUCCAUAUCCAUGAUCGUCUUCACCGUCUGCAUCGGAUUCACCGUGGACUUCUCCGCUCACGUGUCCUACGCCUUUGUCUCCAGUGAGAAGCCCCGUCCCGAAGACAAGGCCGUGGACGCUCUGUCCAGUCUGGGUUACCCCAUCAUGCAAGGCGCCCUGUCCACAGUUUUAGGGGUGUCGGUGUUGUCCAUGUCUGAAUUUCACACCUUCAGGAUCUUCUUCAAGAUUUUUUUCCUGGUCAUGUUUAUUGGGAUGGUUCAUGGCCUUGUUUUUAUGCCGGUAUUCCUGACAGCCGGUACAUGCAGCUCAGAUAAAGACGAAAAGCAUGAGGAAGAUUUAAAAUCCAGUAAAUUUUGACCACUGGAGGGAUGGUUGGAACAUUUUAGGCUCAAAAGUUUUGAAUUUUAUAGACCAAAAUAACUGAAUGUACAUAUACUUUAAGUUAUUUUCAUUUGUUGUCUGGGAUUAAUAAUGUAUUUUCCAGUAUUGUAAACAAAUGUUAUGGCGUUUGAUUUUGUGUUUCUGAGGUUUAUGUAUUUGCAAAAUAAAUAAAAAAGGCUAACUAUU
Xiphophorus hellerii (green swordtail) is the source of this 2793-nucleotide messenger RNA. It is a transcript of the gene ptchd3a, whose product is annotated as patched domain containing 3a. The record is from RefSeq and is a predicted model, not a curated record. Gene Ontology annotation, cellular component: membrane. Bases 34 to 2583 code for a protein of 849 amino acids. The transcript has 4 exons. NCBI's taxonomy places the organism in Eukaryota, Metazoa, Chordata, Actinopteri, Cyprinodontiformes, Poeciliidae.